AUGUUUAUUCAUACUUUGGUUAUUCUCAUCUACGUUGAUGAUAUCAUACUUACAGGGUCCUCCUCGGUGCAUCUCUCCCAGUUACUGACAUUUUUGAAGUCCCAAUUUGCUAUUAAGGACCUCGACCCCCUUCAUUAUUUCUUGGGAGUGGAGGUGCAUUCUUCUUUUGACUGCCUUCACCUUAGUCAGACCAAGUACAUUCGUGACCUUCUUCAGAAAACUGGUAUGCUUGACUCAAAACCUCUUCCUACUCCACUGGCUCAUGGUUCCUUAUCGCAACAUGAUGGUCUCCCCCUCUCCUCGGCUACUGAGUAUCGUAGUAUUCUUGGUGCGUUGCAAUAUUGCACAUUAACUCGUUUCGAUAUCUCCUUUGCUGUCAAUAAACUAUGUCAAUUUAUGCACGCACCUACUGAUGUUCAUCUUAAGGCAGUAAAGCAUGUCUUGCGUUAUUUAAAGGGUACUGGUCAUUAUGGACUCUCCUUACAUUGCCACUCUGCUCCUUCUCUUGUUUGCUACACUGACGCUGAUUGGGCCUCUUGCCCGGAUGAUCGACGGAGCAUAAGUUCUUAUUGUGUGUUUUUUGGCAACAACCUUAUCUCAUGGUCUUCUUCUAAACAAAAGGUUGUCUCUUGCUCGAGCACGGAGUCUGAAUACCGUGCGUUGGCUAACGGUGCUGCUGAAUUGUCCUGGAUUCAGUCUCUACAUGAGUUACAUCUUCCAUUGUCUGCUCCGCCUAUACUCUACUGUGAUAAUAUUAGUACUUUGCGUCUUGCUUCCAAUCCUGUGCUUCACUCUCGAACCAAACAUGUUGAGAUCGAUCAACACUUUGUGUGUGAAAAAGUUGCUCGACACGCUGUGCAAUUGGCCUAUGCUCUUACUGCAGAACAAAUUGUCGAUUGCCUCACCAAACCUCUUGUCACUGCUCGAUUCCAAGAGUUGCGUUUCAAACUCACUAUCCUCCCUCGGCCUGUUCGUUUGCGGGGGGAUGUGAAACAGUGA
This is a messenger RNA of Humulus lupulus (European hop), 999 nucleotides long. RefSeq lists its product as uncharacterized. Bases 1 to 999 code for a protein of 332 amino acids. Lineage: Eukaryota; Viridiplantae; Streptophyta; Magnoliopsida; Rosales; Cannabaceae. The record is from RefSeq and is a predicted model, not a curated record. The transcript has a single exon.